Molecule: messenger RNA, 9614 nt
Organism: Vidua chalybeata
Lineage: Eukaryota; Metazoa; Chordata; Aves; Passeriformes; Viduidae
Gene: DOCK5
Product: dedicator of cytokinesis 5
Exons: 51
Coding region: 57-5555 (1832 amino acids)
Biological process (GO): small GTPase-mediated signal transduction; cell migration
Cellular component (GO): plasma membrane; cytoplasm
Molecular function (GO): small GTPase binding; GTPase activator activity; guanyl-nucleotide exchange factor activity
Source: RefSeq, a predicted model, not a curated record
CCGUGCAGGACGUGGAGCUGUCCCUGCAGGUGGGGGACACUGUUCACAUCCUGGAGAUGUACGAAGGCUGGUACCGAGGAUACACGCUCCGGAAUAAAUCCAAGAAGGGCAUUUUCCCAGAAACUUACAUCCAUUUAAAAGAGGCCAUCGUGAAGGACCGGGGGCAACACGAGACAGUGAUUCCCAGCGAGCUGCCCCUGGGCCAGGAGCUCACGUCCACGCUGCGGGAGUGGGCAGUGAUCUGGCACAAGCUGUACGUGAACAACAAAACCACACAGUUCAGGCAUGUCCAGCAGCUCACCUACAGCCUGAUAGAGUGGAGAUCCCAAAUCCUCUCCGGGACCCUGCCCAAGGAUGAACUGGCUGAGCUCAAGAAAAAAGUCACUGCCAAGAUUGACUAUGGCAACAGGAUCCUGGGUCUGGACCUGGUUGUCCGAGAUGACAAUGGGAACAUCCUGGACCCAGAUGAGACCAGCACAAUCUCCCUCUUCAAGGCCCAUGAAACUGCAUCCAAGAGGAUUGACGAGAGGAUCCAGGAGGAGAAGUCCCUGCAGCAGAGUUUGGACCUCCGGGGACAGCCAAUAUUCAACUCCACGCACACCUACAGCCUCUACGUGAACUUCAAGAACUUUGUCUGCAACAUUGGGGAAGAUGCAGAGCUGCUGAUGAGCCUCUAUGACCCUGACCUCUCCAAAUUCAUCAGUGAAAAUUACCUGGUUCGCUGGGGCAGCAAUGGGAUGCCUAAAGAAAUUGAGAAACUGAACAACCUCCAAGCAGUGUUUACUGACUUGAGCAGCUCUGACCUGAUCAGGCCCAGGAUCAGCCUGGUGUGCCAGAUCGUGCGGGUGGGGCACAUGGAGCUGAAGGAUGGCAAGAAGCACACCUGCGGGCUCCGCAGGCCCUUCGGCGUGGCAGUGAUGGACAUCACUGACAUCAUCCACGGGAAGGUGGACGACGAGGAAAAGCAGCAUUUUAUCCCCUUCCAGCAGAUUGCCAUGGAAACCUACAUCAGGCAGCGGCAGCUGAUCAUGUCCCCCCUGAUCACCUCCCACGUCAUCGGCGAGAACGAGCCCCUCACCUCUGUCUUCAACAAAGUCAUCGCUGCCAAGGAGGUCAACCACAAGGGCCAAGGUCUCUGGGUCUCCCUGAAGCUGCUCCCUGGGGAUCUGGCUCAGGUUCAGAAGGAUUUUUCCCACCUUAUAGACAGAUCCACUGCAGUGGCUCGAAAAAUGGGGUUCCCUGAGAUCAUCCUUCCUGGUGAUGUCCGGAACGACAUCUACGUCACCCUGAUCCAGGGGGAGUUUGACAAAGGCAAGAAGAAAACCCCCAAGAACGUCGAGGUCACCAUGUCUGUGCACGAUGAGGACGGGAACCUGCAGGAGAAAGCCAUCCACCCUGGGGCUGGCUACGAGGGAGUCUCGGAGUACAAGUCUGUGGUUUAUUACCAGGUCAAGCAGCCCUGCUGGUACGAGACUGUCAAGGUGGCCAUUGCCAUAGAAGAAGUCAGUCGCUGCCACCUGAGGUUCACGUUCCGUCACCGCUCGUCCCAGGAAUCCAGGGAUAGAUCUGAGAGAGCUUUUGGCAUGGGCUUUGUGAAGCUGAUGAAUGCAGAUGGAACGACGCUGCAGGAUGGCAAACACAAUUUGAUUAUUUACAAGGGUGACAACAAGAAAAUGGAAGAUGCCAAGAGUUAUUUGACUCUUCCUUGCACCAAAACAGAGAUGGAGGAGAAGGAGGCUCCCUCAGGGAAAAACCUGCACCCUCUGGCCAGCUUCACCCCCACGAAGGACAGCACAAAGGACAGCUUCCAGAUUGCCACUGUCAUCUGCUCCACCAAACUCACCCAGAAUGUUGACCUGCUGGGUUUGCUGAACUGGCGCUCCAAUGCCCACAACAUCGCCCACAACCUCAGGAAGCUGAUGGAGGUGGAAGGAGGAGAAAUCGUGAAGUUUUUGCCAGACACCCUCGAUGCUCUUUUCAACAUCAUGAUGGAAAUGUCAGAAAAUGAAACCUAUGAUUUCCUGGUGUUUGAUGCUCUGGUAUUUAUUAUUUCUUUGAUUGGAGAUAUCAAGUUCCAGCAUUUCAACGCUGUGCUUGAGACUUACAUUUACAAACACUUCAGUGCAACCCUGGCCUAUGUGAAACUCACCAAAGUCCUGAACUGCUACGUGGGGAAUGCUGAGGACUCCAGCAAGACAGAGCUGCUCUUUGCAGCCCUGAAGGCCCUGAAAUACCUGUUCAGAUUCAUCGUGCAGUCGCGGGUGUUGUACCUGAGUGUUUAUGGGAAGAGUGAGGAUGGGAAUGAAUUCAAUGAUGCAAUUCGCCAACUGUUCCUCUCCUUCAAUGUCCUCAUGGACCGGCCCCUGGAGGAGGCUGUCAAGAUCAAGGGGGCAGCUUUAAAAUAUUUGCCAAGCAUCAUAAAUGAUGUCAAACUGGUAUUUGACCCCGUUGAGCUCAGUGUCCUCUUCAGCAAGUUCAUCCAGAGCAUCCCUGACAACCAGCUGGUCCGGCAGAAGCUGAACUGCCUGACCAAGAUCGUGGAGAGUGACCUGUUCAAGCAGGCUGAGUGCAGAGAUGCCCUCCUGCCCCUGCUCAUCGAUCAGCUGAGUGGGCAGCUGGAUGACAACUCCAGCAAGCCCGACCACGAGGCCAGCUCCCAGCUCCUGAGCAGUGUCCUGGAGGUCCUGGACCGCAAAGAUGUGGGUGCCACUGCUCUGCACAUCCAGCUGAUGAUGGAGCGGCUGCUGCGCCGGAUCAACCGCACGGUGAUCGGGAUGAGCCGCCAGUCCCCGCACAUCGGUAUUUUCGUGGCCUGCAUGACAGCCAUCCUGAGGCAGAUGGAUGAUUUCCAUUACAGCCAUUACAUCAACACUUUCAAAACCAGGCAGGACAUCAUUGACUUCCUGAUGGAAACAUUCAUUAUGUUCAAGGAUCUGAUUGGGAAGAAUGUGUAUGCAGCUGACUGGAUGGUCAUGAACAUGAUGCAGAGCAGGGUUUUCCUCCGGGCAGUGAACCAAUUCACCUCCGUCCUCAACCGCUUCUUCCUGGAUCAGACUAAUUUUGAACUCCAGCUCUGGAAUAACUAUUUCCAUUUGGCAGUGGCCUUCCUCACUCACGAGUCCCUCCAACUGGAGACCUUCUCCCAGGCCAAACGCAACAAAAUCAUCAAGAAGUAUGGGGACAUGAGGAAAGAAAUUGGCUUCAAAAUCAGGGAUAUGUGGUAUAACCUGGGUCCCCACAAAAUAAAAUUCAUCCCAGCAAUGGUGGGGCCAAUCCUGGAGGUGACCCUGGUCCCAGAGCCUGAGCUGAGGAAAGCAACAAUUCCCAUCUUUUUUGACAUGAUGCAGUGUGAGUUCAACUUCAGUGGGAACGGGAACUUCCACAUGUUUGAAAAUGAGCUGAUCACCAGGCUAGACCAGGAGGUGGAGGGGGGCCGAGGGGAUGAGCAGUACAAGGUCCUGCUGGAGAAACUGCUGCUGGAGCACUGCAGGAAGCACAAGUACCUGUCAGCCCCGGGAGAGGUGUUUGCCCUGCUGGUCAGCAGCCUCCUGGAGAACCUGCUGGACUACAGGACCAUCAUGCACGACGAGAGCAAGGAGAACCGCAUGAGCUGCACUGUCAACGUGCUGAAUUUUUACAAGGAGAAGAAGCGAGAGGACAUUUACAUCAGGUAUCUGUACAAACUCAGGGACCUGCACACAGACUGUGAGAACUUCACAGAGGCUGCCUACACGCUGCUCCUGCACGCUGAGCUGCUCCAGUGGUCAGAGAAGCCCUGUGUCCCUCACCUGCUGCAGAGGGACUCCUACUGCGUGUACUCCCAGCAGGAGCUCAAGGAGAAACUCUACCAGGAGAUCAUCUCCUUCUUCGACAGGGGCAAGAUGUGGGAAAAAGCCAUUCAGCUGAGCAAGGAGCUGGCUGACAUGUAUGAAAACAAGGUCUUUGACUACGAGGGACUUGGUAAUCUCCUGAAAAAAAGAGCUACUUUUUAUGAGAACAUCAUGAAGGCCAUGAGACCUCAGCCUGAGUACUUUGCUGUUGGAUACUAUGGACAGGGUUUUCCCUCUUUCCUGAGGAAUAAGAUGUUCAUCUACCGUGGCAAAGAGUACGAGCGGAGGGAGGAUUUUAACCUGAAGCUGCUGACCCAGUUCCCCAGUGCUGAGAAGAUGACCAGCACAGCCCCUCCAGCAGAGGAGAUCAAGGCUUCCCCCAAACAGUAUGUGCAGUGCUUCAUUGUGAAGCCUGUGAUGAACCUGCCACCUAAUUACAAAGACAAACCUGUUCCUGAACAGAUCUUAAACUACUACAGAGCCAACGAGGUGCAGCAAUUCACUCACUCCAGACCUGUCAGGAAAGGAGAGAAAGAUCCAGACAACGAGUUUGCUAACAUGUGGAUAGAAAGGACAACUUACACAACAGCUUAUGCAUUUCCAGGCAUCCUCAAGUGGUUUGAGGUCAAACAGGUCACAACGGAGGAGAUCAGCCCCCUGGAGAAUGCCAUAGAAACCAUGGAGCUCACCAAUGAGAAGAUCACCAACGUAGUGCAGCAGCACAUGUGGGACCGGAGCCUGCCCGUGCACCCCCUGUCCAUGCUGCUCAACGGCAUUGUGGACCCUGCCGUCAUGGGAGGCUACACCAACUAUGAGAAGGCCUUCUUCACAGAGAAAUAUCUUCAAGAACAUCCUGAAGAUCAAGACAAAAUUGAGCUGCUCAAGCAACAAAUUGCUAUCCAGAUGCCUCUCCUGGCAGAGGGGAUCCGGAUCCACGGCGAGAAGCUGACGGAGCAGCUGAAGCCCCUGCACGAGAGGCUCACAGCCUGCUUCAGGGAGCUCAGGAGGAAGGUGGAGAAGCAGUACGGGGUCAUAACUCUGCCCCCAGCGCUGACCGAGAGGAAGCCCAGCAGGUCGGGCUCGGUGGUGCUGCCCUACAUCAUGUCCUCCACCCUCAGGAGGCUCUCGGUCACCUCCGUGGCCUCAUCCGUGGCCUCCACCUCGUCCACCUCGUCCGAGAGCACUUCCUCCAGGCCGGGCUCCGACGGAUCUACCCUGGAGCCUCUCUUGGAGAGGAGAAUAUCCACAUCUUCCAGAGCUGAGGAGCUGCCUGUGAAAGACGAUGGUGACAACAGGAUUAGCAAACUCAAGAGGAAGGAGUGGAGCAUUAGCAAGUCUCAGGUUAUUGUGGAGAAGGAGCCAGAAACAGAACUGACUUCCAAAAUGCAGGGCAUGGCAGGGAAGGCACAGAGGCCCAAGAGUCUGCAGCUAGGAGACAACAGGCUGACCCUGCUCCAGAGCUCCUCGCUGCAGCAAUCCACCCGCAGCCCUCCCCCCAUCACCCCCAAAACCCCCCGGACCCAGAGCUCCCCCUCCUUGCAGGCUGAUGGAUUGGCCACACCACCCCCCCCUCCACCCAAAAGCAAACCCUACGAGAGCAGCACCCCCAGGAACUCCGUGGAGGUUGCUCCGCCGCUGCCCAGCAGACGUGAGGCCAAACCUCCCCCUCCACCCCCUAAAACCAGGAAAUCCAGCGUGGUGUCCUCGGAGCAGGGGCUGCAGUGAGGAUUUGGGGUGACAGCAACGCCCAACAUGCAGUGGCUGCUUUAUUUCCAGGCAGCCUGGGGACCUCCCUGCCAUUGCACCACUUCCCCUGCAGUUUUCCUGGGAAACAUCACAAAGGAAACGUUGUUGGGCCUGGAUUCCCUGCCCUGUUUGCCUGUGCAGUGCUGACACACUAAUCCAGACGUCCCCCUCCUGGAAUUCUCCCUCCUGGUCUUGUCUGUCCCGAGUUUGUCACUGCUGCAAUCCCAGCAGCUCCUUCCCAGUGUAACUGGGAAUCCUGGGGCGAUCUCACGGUGGUAUCACUGCAGGGCAGUGGAGUUUCCUGCCUGGGUCAGGGUCUCUGCCCAGCUUGUGCUUGGUUUGGAACAAGAUCUCAUUUUGUGCUUUUUAAUGAGGUGGGGGAAAUCCCUCCUAUAAAUGUUAGAGAUGAUAGAAGCUGCACUUUUGCCAGGGCUGGACUGGUACCACCUGCACUGAUACCAGGACUUUACUGGUACCAGUUCCAGAAACAGCUUGUGGCCUUUUUAUUUAUCAUCACUAUCGAUGAAGAUAUUGCUUUCUCUUCCAGGAAAUAAUUUUAUUUGUUCAUUCUCUCAUUUUGCUUCUGAUUAUCUUGAAGAAGUUGGGAAGAGCCACUAAAACCCUGCUGAGGGCGUUGCUCACAGCAGAAAGUACAAUCACUGUUGGGCUGGGGGUUCACGGGCCAUUAUUGUGCUCCCCUGACUGAAAUGGGUUUCUGACCUUACUGAAAAACCAAAGUUUGUUAAACCUAAUGAAAAGUUUCCUUAGCAAAGGAUUUUCCAGGGAAAACCAAACCAAACAAAACCCAACCCAACAAAAACCACCCACAAGAGGGUUUUGCGCAGACUGAAGUUGUCAUUUUCAUUUGUUCUUCCCACUCCUUUUGACACCAGUGUGACUGCAGGAGCUGCUGUGCUGCCUGCCCAGCUCUAAAAGCAGAUUGCCCUCAUGCCAGAGUCAUCCCAGAUUGCCAUCACCGCCAGCUUGGAGCUGCUUUGGAGGUGGCACUGCAGUCACAUCCCAUCCAUCCCCAGCCUGAUUGCUGCACACGCUUCCAGCUGUCUCCGGGCUGCUGCUUCUCAGGGGAAAUCUUGGGAAUCUUCCUGGACACCCUGGCCAGCUUUCCCCCUCUCUGGGGCAUUGUAGGACGUGUCAGCUCCUCAUUGUGUUCUUAGCCACAGACACUGCUUGACUUGAAAACCACUGGGUGUUUUUGUCUUGCCCUUUUCUGUGCACUCUCCCUCCCGUUGGCAGCGCUGCCUUCCUGCUGCGCUCACACCAACCCGGGAUCCUCUGAAAGUUCACUUCAAGAGCAGCUUUUUGUCUGGGCUGAGAAUUCUGCUUCAGGCAGAACAACAGGAUGUGGUCUGAGUUGUCUGAAGUGCAUCUUCACAGCACCUUUUGUUAAUUCAGUGCCUUUCCCCACUCUGCAUCUGCCUCUGACCUCAGUCCUGGGUGCUUUUCAGAGCAGGUUGGGUUUAACUCCUCGAGUGAAUCAGCAGGAGCACAGGAGGCUGAGUAGGGAUCCCAGGAAUGGUUUCCCUGGUGUGGGCAAACAGACUGAGCUGUCAGCUUUGGGUGUUUUGGUUCUAAGUGACUUUGGAGUCCUCUUUUCCAGUCUUUUUGUUCUGCUUCAACAACCUUAACAUAUGAAGGUACCUUCUGCAUCCAGGUUUUUCCUGGAGAAGGAAAACUCCAUGCAAAAAACACUCACAGGAGAAGGUCUGACCUUGGGAAGAAUUUUUCAGCAGAUCUUUAAUGAGCCUUUUGCUCUUUUCCUUGGGGAGGUUUGGCUCUUGGCUGCAUUUUUUGUAGUCACAGACCAGGAUUUUGAACAGAAUCCUUGGCAUGUUGGUGAAUUAUUCCUCCCUUCCUUCCCUUGGGCAGUGCAGCUGCCAGGGGUGAGAACAGUUGCCACCUUCAGCUCUGCUCUGCCUUGAAAUUGCUCCUCUCACCUUAAACCUCACCUGGGUUUGCUGCUCACAAGUUCAGCCUUCUCCUCUCCCUCCCUGUGCCUGCCCAGUUGGGCACUGGCAUGGGCACCCUCUCAACUGGGAGGAGAGGAGCAGCUGACACUAAAGAGCUCAGAACAAGUUUUCCCUUCCCAGGACAUUGUGGGCAUUUUCACUGGCAGAUUUGCCAGAAAGGGCUCUAAAUUUGGUUCUUUUUUUUUUCUUCCCUUCUCAGCAUUAUUUAUGCUCUAGAGUUUAUAAACUUGUCCCACUCCUGCUCCUUUUGGCAAUGUCCCCAAAAUGGUGUCCAGUUCUCUUACCUGGCUGAUAAAAGUUGGCAUCACUGGCUCAGAGGUGCAAGAUGGAAUUCUGUUCUGUGCCCAAAUGAUUCAGGGCUUUGGGUCAGUUUUGGCAGGAAAAAAUCAUCUAAGUGUCAGAUUUUUAAAGGCAAUUGGGCAUUUAAGUGUGUGAGGAAGAACAGAGCAUUCAAAUUAUUUUAAAUAAGUGGAAUUAAGUGCCCACUCUUAGGAGAAAUCCCACCAGAACUGUGGUUUUGUUGUGUUUGCUCUUUGCUUGGGUACCUGCCUGACAAGAGUUGUGAGAUUUAAUUUUCAGAGGCAAUUUAAGGUUGUCUCUACCUUUUUUUUUUAAACGAGAAUCAUCUCUUCAAGUUAAUUAGGUGCUCUAGGAAAUGCCUCUAAUUUGUCUUAAACUGGAGGGUUUAAAAUGGGAAUAGGACAGUCCACAAUGAUGAUCUCUGCACACCACAAAUUACAGCAAUUUCUGCCCAAUUCAUGGUUUGGAAUAAAAUCUCAAAACAUCCACUCUGCAGAGGAGACAAAACCUAAUCCCAUUUCAGAGCCAAGCUGUUCAAAGCUGCUGUGAAAUUUCAAGUCUUUGAGGAUUUUGGUUUCUCUCCUUUGGAGAAAUGUGCUCAACACUUGUUUUCUGGAGCUUUUAAUUAAAAUGUAUCAUGCUGUGAUAAAUUCCUUUAAAAAUGUCUAAUCCACAUCAGGGGCAGAGGGGAGCAGGCAGCUUUGCCUUCCAGUGGAUUAUUGGAUUAGGAAAGGACACAGAUUCCAGGGAGAGCAGCUCUGAUCUGCAGUGGCACAGAACUCCAGGAUGGAUGUGCAGGGGCUUUUUGGGCUCCUGCAUCCCAUAAACUCCCCGCUCCCAGCCCAGUGUCUACUCCAGACUCACACCGAGCUGGACUUGCAGUGACAACACCCCAGAUUUUCCUCUCCUUAUUUAUUUUUACCAUUGUAAAUGGAAAUAAUAACUUUAAAUCUGUAAUUUAACUAAUUUUUUUUAUAUAGUGAAAACAUUCCUGACCUGCUUCUGCUACCUUCUUUUGAUUAUUUUUAUUUUAAUUAAAAACUUGACCUUAUUUUUACUGUUGCAGACCAAAUCCUGUGGUGGACCAGGGUAAGCUUUUCCAAAGACUACAGCAGGGAGGAAAAAUAAACAAAUAAUGUGAUUUUAUGGCUGUUCAAAAGCACGAGGUUCACCUGAUCCUUCUCUCUGAACAUUAAUUAAAGCACUUUUAGGACAAUUUGGGCACUACAGGGUUUACUCAAAGGGGGUUCACACCUUAACCCAUUUUCAGGUCCAUGUUGCUGGUUUGUAUUUUUAGGCAGAGGUGGAAGCACCUCAGCAGCUCCAAAUUCACCCCAAUGUACAUUUGAUUAAUUUUUCUCACUGUGGUAUUACACAGGUUUAAUCACUCUAAAACCCUGGAGCGUGUUUGUUGUGAAUUGGGGAGGGUUUGGGUGUUGUGGAAGGAGUUCUUGUGUGUUCUGGGAUCCUGGAUUGGUGAUUCCAUUGCAAACCCACUUUUGCAGAGUGCAAAUACGAUGUUUGGAGGUUUUUUUCAGUUCUUUGCAACUGAAUCAGUAAAAAUACAGCUUUAAAGUGGCUCUGGGGAGAGCAGGAGCUGUGGGAAGGGACUGCAGCUCUCUGGGUAAAUGCCACAUGAUUCACUAAAUCUGUAAAGCAAGGUGUACACAUUUUUGUGGGUUUUUAAAAUGUAAUGACUGUUGUAAAGUUUGUAAAUACAUUUUUAAAAUAAAUGUAGUUUUUAUGACUG